AUGCUCGACCUCACCGCAACACUCAAUUCAAUCCCCCUAUCGGUCCUCUUAUCUGGUCUGAUCGCCAUGGGCGUCCUGUCCUGGCUUCGCCCGAAGGGUCGGAUAGCAUUCCAUCAUGCCAAAGACAAUAACUUGAUGUUGACCAAGGUCUCGGGCAAAGAACAGAGCUUCGUGGAUGUCUGUCGGUCUGCCACACCAGAAACAUGUGAAUUAAACCCAUUCCUGUACAAUGGCCACCUACAGACGGCCUACACCACUCUCAAACACGACAAUGUUCCUGUUUACUACAAGCGUCGCAUGUUCGAGUCCCAGAACCCUGGGUUUGCGGGCCAUUAUGCUAUGGACUUUGUGGUCCCGCCGUACGACAUGCCUCAAGACCCGGAAUUGACUGACCAGGCGAGAACGCAUACCCAGGAUUCUGGUAUGCCGCCUCGCACAUCCUUCUUCUCUGGAGAGGAGUUUACUGCUCUUCCUUCCGACGAUACCAAACCCAUGCUGGUAGUCCUACACGGGCUUAGUGGCGGUUCCCACGAGGUGUACCUGCGACAUGUGCUGGCCCCAUUGGUGGCUGAUGGUACUUGGGAAGCAUGUGUGGUCAACUCCAGAGGCUGCUCGCAUACUAAAAUCAGUACUGGAGUUCUAUACAACGCUCGGGCUACCUGGGAUGUUCGUCAGGCUGUGAAAUGGGUUCGACAAACAUUCCCCAAUCGCCCUCUGUUUGGUCUUGGGUUCUCGUUGGGUGCGAACAUUCUCACUAAUUAUUUGGGAGAGGAGGGUGAUGCAUGUCUGCUGAACGCUGCUGUGGUUUGCGCUAGUCCAUGGGAUUUGACAGUCAGCAAUGUGAAAUUGCAAAAUACCUGGAUCGGAAAAAAUGUCUACAGCAAAGCCAUGGGCACCAGCAUGAAGAAGCUCUUUGAACAGCACGUGGACAUGGUUUCCAAAAACCCCCGAAUCGACGUAGAUGCCAUUCGGGGCAUUACUUAUCUUCAUGAAUUUGACCGUGCUUUGCAAUGCCCAACUUGGGGUUAUCCAACCGAAGGAGCUUACUACCGCGAUGCUGCUUCUGUUGACUCUAUGCUUGCUAUCAGAAUUCCAUUUUUUGCCAUUCAAGCGGAAGAUGAUCCCAUCGCCUGCAAAGAGGCUCUCCCCUAUCAUGAAAUGGCACAAACACCAUAUGGAGUAAUGUUGACUACUUCGUGGGGUGGCCACCUGGGUUGGUUCGAACUCGGAGGAUCCAGGUGGUUUGUCAAGCCGGUGAUAAACUACUUGAACAAGAUGGCCAAGGAAAUUGACACUACUGUUCCCGGUGUUGUCGAAAAUCCCGAAAGACUCCCUGGAAACAUCGCCCACCACGACGAUCCCAACAAAGACCCCGAUCUCGCACCGAAGCCUCAAUUCCACCCUAUGCAGCGCAAACUUGCACUGCCAUUGGGAAUCUAG
Molecule: messenger RNA, 1440 nt
Organism: Penicillium olsonii
Lineage: Eukaryota; Fungi; Ascomycota; Eurotiomycetes; Eurotiales; Aspergillaceae
Source: the annotation of a GenBank genome assembly